Molecule: messenger RNA, 1848 nt
Organism: Histoplasma mississippiense
Lineage: Eukaryota; Fungi; Ascomycota; Eurotiomycetes; Onygenales; Ajellomycetaceae
Exons: 7
Coding region: 1-1848 (615 amino acids)
Molecular function (GO): calcium ion binding; NADH dehydrogenase activity
Source: RefSeq, a predicted model, not a curated record
AUGGGAAAUCUCUUCACUACUAGUAGUCACUAUGAAUUCAUCCUUCUUAGAAGCAGGACCGUGAGGAUUAUAUACAAUUUGUUCGCAUACUGUGGUAUAUUUGUUGUUAUUGGUGGCGUUCUAGUUGUUGGAUUUUUCGUUUACGAUGCUACUACCUACCGCCAUGAUUUGAGUUUUGAUAACAUCCAAGUCUCUGAAUUGGCGUUGAAUCCUCGCCUAGGCGGACCAAAAAACCUCCCAAUCGCGGAUGUGCUGAUUGAUGACCACGAUUCGGAAGCCAUGAGAGAACAACGCGAUAAGCCGAAACUAGUCAUCCUAGGAACGGGUUGGGGAAGUGUGUCCCUGUUGAAGACUCUCCGUCCAGGAGAUUACCAUGUCACAGUGGUUUCUCCUGUAAAUUAUUUCCUGUUUACACCCAUGCUACCAUCUGCGACUGUUGGAACAAUUGGCUUGAGAUCUUUGGUCGAGCCGGUCAGAUCCAUUGUUCAGCGAGUUCGAGGCCAUUUCCUCCGCGCAGAGGCGGUGGAUGUUGAAUUUUCAGAGAAGCUCGUAGAGGUAUCGCAGCUAGAUAGCAAUGGACAAGAACGGCGUUUCUAUUUACCAUAUGAUAAAUUGGUCAUUGGUGUUGGUUCAACCACAAAUCCACAUGGAGUAAAAGGCCUUGAACACUGCAAUUUCCUGAAAUCCAUUGAUGAUGCGAGGAAAAUCAAAAAUAAAGUUCUAGACAAUCUAGAACUUGCCUGUCUCCCUUCAACGAGUGAUGAGGAGCGUAGAAGGCUUCUUUCAUUCGUGGUAUGUGGUGGAGGGCCUACGGGAGUUGAAUUUGCCGCGGAAAUUUUUGAUAUGCUCAACGAAGAUUUGUUGAGAUCGUUUCCUCGGAUACUGAGGAACGAAAUCUCCGUUCAUCUCAUUCAAAGCCGUUCUCAUAUUCUCAAUACAUAUGAUCAAACCCUAUCUGAGUAUGCAGAGCGACGGUUUGCAAAUGAUCAAGUCGACGUCCUUACAAACUCGCGGGUCAAGGAAGUGAAGAAAGACAAAAUACUUUUCACACAGAUUGAAGACGGAAAGCCAAUUUUAAAAGAGCUUCCCAUGGGAUUCUCACAAUCCACAUUCUGUAAACAGCUCGCUGAGAAACUCAAUUCUCAGACCAACAAGCUUACUCUCCUAACGGAUUCCCAUCUCCGUGUGAAUGGCACCCCAAUGGGUGAUGUAUAUGCCAUCGGAGACUGCUCUAGCGUCCAAAACAACGUGGCAGACCAUAUCAUAACUUUCCUUCGAACCAUCGCCUGGGAAAAGGGCAAAGACCCAGAAAAAGUCCACCUCACUUUCGCGGAAUGGCGGAACGUAGCCCAGCGUGUGAAGAGGAGAUUUCCACAGGCAUCUGGCCAUCUACGCCGGCUUGAUAGGCUCUUCGAACAAUAUGACAAAGACCGCAGCGGCACUCUCGAUUUCGACGAGCUGCGUGAGCUCCUCGUCCAAAUAGACUCCAAGCUGACAUCAUUGCCUGCAACAGCGCAAAGAGCGAAUCAGCAAGGAAAAUAUCUGGGUCUCAAGUUCAAUAAGAUCGCGCAGGCCAUGCCUGGUAUGAAGGCCAACGAGAUAGACUACGGCGACCUGGACGAAGCUGUCUACAAGGCGUUUCAAUACAAACAUCUCGGUAGUUUGGCAUAUAUUGGCAAUGCCGCGAUUUUUGACUUCAAUGGAAUGAGUUGGGGAGGCGGAUUGCUGGGGGUGUACCUUUGGCGAAGUAUAUAUUUCGCCCAGAGCGUCAGUUUACGGACGAGAAUUUUGUUAGCUAUGGAUUGGUCGAAGAGAGCAAUUUUUGGAAGAGAUAUGACAAGCUUUUAA